GGGGCUGGGGCUGCUGCCGCUGCUGCUGCUGCCGCUGCUGCCGCCGCCGGGGCUGGGGUCGCGGCCGGGGGCCGAGCCGGCGAGCGCCAAGAGCGUCGUGCAGAAGGAGGCCGACUUCGACAAGGUCUACAUGGACGCCGUCAACGGCGAGUUGCUCAACAUCUAUGCCUUCAACCACACCGUCACGCGGAACCGGACAGAGGGAGUCCGCGUGUCCGUGAACGUGCUUUCGGAGCAGAAGGAGUCGCCGGUGCUCUUUGUGGUGAGGCAGAAGGAGGCCGUGGUGUCCUUCCAGGUGCCGCUGAUCCUCCGGGGCCUGUACCAGCGGAAGUACCUCUACCAGGAUGUCAGCCGCACUCUCUGCCAGCCCGAGACCAAGAGCGAGUUUGAGACGCAGUACUUCUACGUGGACGUUUCCACGCUCUCGUCGUGCAACGCCUCCUACCAGCUGCAGGUCACCCGUGUGGAGAACUUUGUGCUCAGGACUGGGGAGCACUUCAGCUUCAACGCCACCGCCUCCCGGCCACAGUAUUUCAAGUACGAGUUCCCGGCAGGCGUGGACUCGGCCAUAGUGAAGGUCACCUCCGCGACGGCCUUCCCUUGCUCAGUCAUCUCCAUCCAGGACAUUCUGUGCCCUGUCUAUGACCUGGACAACAAUGUGGCUUUCAUCGGCAUGUACCAGACCAUGACCAAGAAGGCGGCCAUCACCGUCCAGAAGAAGGAUUUCCCCAGCCACAGUUUCUACGUGGUGGUUGUGGUGAAGACCGAGGAUGAGGCCUGUGGCGGAUCGCUGCAUUACUACCCCUUCUCCAAAGAUGAGCCCGUCGACCAAGGCAACCGCCAGAAGACGCUGGACGUGGUUGUGUCGCCGGCUGUCACCUCUCAGGCCUACGUGAGCGGGGUUCUCUUCAGCCUGGGCGUCUUCCUCUCCUUCUAUGUGCUGACAAUGCUCCUUGCUUGCUGGGAGAACUGGAGGCAUCGGAAGGAGCACCUGGGACUCCUGGCGGCCCUGGACACGCCCAGCGCCGAAACUGCUUCUCUCCUGGGACAUGCCCGCCUCACGCCGGACGCCAUCCUGGGACGCCCGCCUUACAACGGCUACGGUUACGGCUCCUUCGACAACGCCUCCACCGCCAGCACGGAGAACGUCACGGACAGCCUGCUCUCCACUGAGGCCUCCUACGCUUACGCAGGGCAGGAUCCGUGCCAGCACCGCCAGCGACACUGGGCCAUUGCUAUGGAUCGCUCGCUGGAGAACGUGGCCGGGCGCCCCCGUCUGGACUCCCUCAGCUCUGUGGAAGAGGACGAGUACGACACGCUGGCCGACAUCGACUCGGACAAGAACGUCAUCCGCACCAAGCAAUACCUGUACGUGGCCGACCUCGCCCGGAAGGACAAGCGCGUGCUGCGGAAGAAGUACCAGAUCUACUUCUGGAACAUCGCCACCAUCGCCGUCUUCUACGCGCUGCCCGUCAUCCAGCUGGUCAUCACCUACCAGACGGUUGUCAACGUGACCGGGAACCAGGACAUCUGCUACUACAACUUCCUGUGUGCCCACCCCUUGGGCAACCUCAGCGCCUUCAACAACAUCCUCAGCAACCUGGGCUACGUCCUGCUGGGGCUGCUCUUCCUGCUCAUCAUCCUGCAGCGGGAGAUCAACCACAACCGGGCGCUGAUGCGCAACGACCUGCAGGCCGUGGAGUGCGGCAUCCCGAAGCACUUCGGCCUCUUCUACGCCAUGGGCACGGCCCUCAUGAUGGAGGGGCUGCUCAGCGCCUGCUACCACGUCUGCCCCAACUACACCAACUUCCAGUUUGACACCUCCUUCAUGUACAUGAUCGCCGGGCUCUGCAUGCUGAAGCUGUACCAGAAGCGGCACCCGGACAUCAACGCCAGCGCCUACAGCGCCUACGCCUGCCUCGCCGGCGUCAUCUUCUUCUCCGUCGUGGGGGUGGUCUUUGGCAAGGGCAACCUGGCCUUCUGGAUCGUCUUCUCCAUCAUCCACAUCCUCUCCACGCUGCUGCUCAGCACCCAGCUCUACUACAUGGGCCGCUGGAAGCUGGACUCGGGGGUCCCGCGCCGGAUCCUGCACGUGCUGUACACGGACUGCAUCCGCCAGUGCAGUGGGCCCAUGUAUGUGGAUCGGAUGGCGCUGCUGGUCAUGGGCAACAUCAUCAACUGGUCCCUCGCUGCUUAUGGGCUCAUCGUGCGGCCCAACGACUUCGCCUCCUACCUGCUGGCCAUUGGCAUCUGCAACCUGCUUCUCUACUUUGCCUUCUACAUCAUCAUGAAGCUCCGGAGCGGCGAGCGCCUCAAGCCGAUGCCACUGCUCUGCAUCGUCUGCACCUCCGUCGUCUGGGGGUUCGCCCUCUUCUUCUUCUUCCAGGGGCUGAGCACCUGGCAGAAAACGCCGGCUGAGUCCCGCGAGCAUAACCGGGACUGCAUCCUGCUCGACUUCUUUGACGAUCACGACGUCUGGCAUUUCCUCUCCUCCAUUGCCAUGUUCGGCUCUUUCCUGGUCCUGCUGACUUUGGAUGACGACCUUGACUGCGUCCAGCGUGACAAGAUCUACGUCUUCUAGACAGGCGGCUCCGUCGGCACACGACCGCCUCCUGCCCGCAGGCCUCGAGGCCUUUCUGGGACUGAGGGUCCGGGCCGCCCACGCCGGCGCACCGCCAGAGCAGGGCUCACGACAGGCUGCCGGGCAGAACCUGCGGAAGCGGGCCCGGCCGUGUGGAGGCUCCCGGGCGCCGUCGGGCGGGGGCUUCGAGCUGCUUGCGCGCCACGGUUGGGCUCUGCCGCCCUCCAGCCAGCCCUGCCUGGGCCGGCGGCGCCGGCUUUCCAGGGCGUGAACACCACAGGGAAGAGACUGUCCGAGCAGCCCCACGACUGCGCCAUCACCUCACGCGUGGGCCUUCUCGCCGGAGGCCGGACCUGCCGCACACUGCCAGUCCUCAAGGGGCCAGGGGUGGAUGUCUGGGCCCAGGGGUGCUGAGCGGGAGCCCCGGCGCUCUGCCCGGGGCCCGGCGCCACAGAGCCGCGUCUGCUGGCAGCUCUCGUCCACCCACCGCAAGCACAUCCCCUGAGCCGGCGCCGCCCCCUCCCCAUGCCCGGACUUCUGGCCAUCCUCCUGCCACAUGUGGCCUUUCGCUGGGAGACGAACUGGGCGUCCCCUCCGCCCUUCAAGCACACUGGAGCACGUGCCUCCGUGCCCGCUCCGGGGUGGGCCAGGCUCCGUCCGCCUCCCCUCCCGGCCUGGGUCUGGGGUGGCCCCCCUGCGCUCCCUCUGGGCGGCUCCUGGGGCUGACCGCCGGCCGUUUGCGUCGUGCUGCCUGGACUCGCUCCUCCGCUUGUUCGCUGACCCCUGGCAGGGGCCUGCCCUGCCCUUGUGGAAGGAGCGCCACAACGUGUUCCCAGGGGCGACAGCGAUCGAUAACGAAGGGGCCACUCGGUCCGGCCGGGCCACAAGCCAAGGGGAGGCACGGGGAGGGAGGGGGACCUGCCCCUGCCCUGUCCUGGGGAGGCACAUUCCUUCCUGCCCUCCCACACAGGGAAGGUUUGCCAUGUUUGUCCAUUCCUGGUUCUCGGUUGUGGCUUGGAUGGCUUGUUUUCGGAUUUUUUUUUUUUACAUUGUUCUUUGUGUAAGUUGUUGCACAACAAAACUGCAGUUUUAAUUUCUGCAAAUUCUGCUGCCAAAUGACAAGAAAUAAAGACAGCUUGGCUUUGC
Messenger RNA from Varanus komodoensis (Komodo dragon), 3727 nucleotides. RefSeq names its product SID1 transmembrane family member 2 (gene SIDT2). Gene Ontology annotation, cellular component: membrane. Bases 131 to 2581 code for a protein of 816 amino acids. The record is from RefSeq and is a predicted model, not a curated record. The transcript has 28 exons. Lineage: Eukaryota; Metazoa; Chordata; Lepidosauria; Squamata; Varanidae.